AAAAUGAGAACAACUACAUAAUAUAAACCUGAUUGUUGUUAUUCAGGUUGAACUUUGUGGUGGUGUAUGCAAACAAACAAACAAAACAAAACAAAACAAAACCAAAAAUCGUAUUUUCAUCGUUUUUCAUUCAUCGUAAUUUUAAUGAUCGAAAAUCUAUAGAAUUAUCAUGUUGCCAUUCAAAAUGAAUCCAUACCAUUUAAGUCGUUAUAUAAAAUUUUCAUUGAUCAUCACAAUAUUCUUGUUCCUAUUAUAUACGGUGAUUGAAUUAUUGAUUAUAAAACAAUAUUAUAUCCGACGUUAUGUUGAAUUACAUUAUCAAUAUGAAAAUAAUUUACAUUCAAUUAGUAAUGAUGUCCAUUAUCAUCAUCAUCAUGAUGAUGAUGAUGAAGGAAUUCUCAUACCAACAAAUGUGGAUGAAGAAAUUCCCAUCGAAGAAAUGAUAAUACCGAUUAACACUACUGAUAAUACUGUGGUAGCUGCUGGAAAUCAAACAACAAAACAACAACAACGUAUGCCGAAAGCUGAAGCACAAAUUCUACCUGAUGAUAUUCCAGAUGAAUCAUUUGAAAAUCCAAAUCUAACAAUGGAAUCAGAUAUGACACAUUCCUUUGGCGAUACAACAGUGAAUAAUAAUCAAGUUAAAGUAUUAUCCAUGACAAUUGUGGCCGGAAUUAUUCUCGUUGAAAUUCUUUACUGUGUAAUAUAUGUUUACAUUAUUGAACAGGAACGUUUUUGUCCCAUUUUUUGUUUUGCCAUACUAACAUUUGUAUCAUUAUUAUUACGUUUACGGCAAUUUAUUUUCGAAAAUAAUGACGAAUUUGAAUGGUUUAAAUAUCGUUCCCUUACGAAUGCAGAACGUUUUCAUCAUGAAAUCAAAAAAAUGGAUGCUGAACAAUUAUUAGAUUGGAUGACAAAAACCGAUCUAAUCGAAGUUAUUAUUAGUUUUAUUGAAACCAUAUUGGUAUUUAUUUACACAUUAUUAUUACGACGAUAUCCAGCUAGAAUUCAUGGACAUCCAUAUGUUCAAUAUCAACAACAACAACAACAACAACAACAACAAUUGAAUGGUCAACAAAAUAAUCAUCAUCCUGUUGAUCAUGUUCGAAUCAUACCAAAUGGUCAUGCAAUCGAAAUGAAUGAAUUGUCCAAUACAGACGGAACUGAUACAUCGAUGAAUGAUCAACGACAAAUAAAUGUUGAUAAUAAUAAUGAUGAUGAUGAUAAUGGUAAUCAACGAUUAUUGUCAACAAAUGGCCAGAAUGAUCAUAGUAAUCGUAUUGCAACAACAAUUGUGAUGAGCCAAAGUUGUGCUCGAAAUUCAUUGAUUCCAUGAAUCUAUUUCUUUCAACAUUCCGUUUCUAACAAGAAUCUUUGAAUCUUAUUUACUCCCACAUUUAUUGUAAAUUUUAGUCACAUUUUAUCCACUUUAGCUUUCAACAAUUGUUUUCGUUUGUUUUGUUUUUUUUUUGUUUUUUUUUUUGAAUUUUUUCCCCAAUAAAAUGACUAUAUUCCCGCCACCUAUUGGCAAAUAAUAGAAAA
This is a messenger RNA of Dermatophagoides farinae (American house dust mite), 1542 nucleotides long. NCBI's taxonomy places the organism in Eukaryota, Metazoa, Arthropoda, Arachnida, Sarcoptiformes, Pyroglyphidae. The record is from RefSeq and is a predicted model, not a curated record.